AAAUGGCCAGCUGAAAUCCGACAGAACUUGAAGCUGCAACUUUGCGGCGGCGCAGUGCAAGACUCAGAGCUACUUACAUUUUUUCCUGUCACCCAGCUCGACUUAGGUUGCCCUGCCCCUUGCAAUGGGCUUCAGUUUCAUGGGCGCCCUCUGAAAACCUCCAGCAUCUCGGCAUCUGCAACUUGGGUCACAGUGACGGGAUCAUCAUAGACAGGCUUACGGACUCUCACGGUCUCAGUACCUUCUUUCAGUUUCUUCUGUAUUAUCAAACCGUCUCUGAGACACUUCCUCAUUACUUGCUAAACUGUCCAAUAAGCCCUGUCGCAGGACACAAAACUACCGGUACAUGCUUAGAGGUUGAAGUGCUUCAUUGCGUCAGCUUGUUAGAUAAGUGGCACGAUGCUGCUUCUUGAAGCGCAGCUGUCGGAAAGCGGUCGGCCAAUCCUCCAGCCCGGAGAGAUCGAAUGCCAGCUUAUUGACUCGACAGACAUUGACCUAGAGCAGGAAACCAAGCCACCCUACUGGAAUCCACUACUUGGGGGGAUCGUUAGCCUCACAACCCACAGAAUCAUCUGGAUUGAGCGGACACGGAAAAAGGAGCCAGUCCAGUCGCGCGCUUUCGCAAUCCCCCACCCUGCAGUGCAUGCUUUGGAGCCUCCCAAAAAGGGCGGGCUCAAGUCCCUGUUUGGGAAGCAAGCAGUGAAAUUACGGAUUGUUGUUGGUAUUCGGAAGGACGGCGCUUUGGCAACAAGAGAUGCCGCAAGCGCGGUGCGCGUAGUCAUGGUGUUCCGCAACCUCGACUCAAACAGCGAUGCAUUCGUGACGAGAUUCCAGGAAGUUUUGGAGGCGAAAGCCUGGACGGUCAUCCCCCCCACCUCUGCCCUGCCCGGGCGGGCCCAUCCCGGGUCUGAGCCCUCGUUCUCGGGGCGUCAGGACGGCUCGCAGCCGUCCAGAGCGUUCACAACAGCGCACGCGGGUGUGUCCGGCAUCUUGAAGCGAGAGGAAGCGCAGGCGAAGCAGGCAGACGAAACACUGCAGGAGGCAUUCGGCGACCUGAAUGCACUUAUGAGCAAAGCCAAGGACAUGGUAGCGCUGGCGGAGCGGAUACGCAUGCGCCUCGCCGGGUCGAGCGGGGGGACCGGUGGGGGCACGGACGAGGGGGAGGGCUCGCGCCAGGAGAUGCAGGACCUGCUGCUGAGCGUGGGGAUAGCGUCCCCGGUGACGCGCGAAAACGCGGGGGCGCUCUACCACCAACAGCUGUCCAGACAGCUGUCCGACUUUGUGGGGCCGUUGCUCGUGAAAUCCAACGGGAUGAUGGCGCUUGUGGAUGUCUACUGCUUCUUCAAUCGCGCUAGGGGGACGGAGUUGAUCUCGCCCGACGACCUGCUCCAGGCGUGCCGGCUGUGGGAGCGCGUGAACGCGCCAGUGCGGCUGCGGCGCUUCGAGAGCGGCGUGCUGAUCGUGCAGGCGCGCGGCCACAGCGACGAGGCCAUCUUCGCGCAGCUCGCACAGCUCGUCAAAACGCCCGACGGCACGCACUUCGGGAUCAGCGCGAGCGACGCGGCGCGCGCUCUGGGGCUGCCGCCGGCACUGGCCAAGGAGGAGCUGCUAGCGGCGGAAUACCGAGGACUCCUGUGCCGAGACGAUGGGGCGGAUGGCCUGCGCUUCUAUCACAACUUCUUCCUGGAACUCGACUCGUUACAAGAAGCAGCAGCAGGGCAACAACAAUGACGAGCACUCACCCUCUUGGUAUUUGUGUGCCAUUCGCGGCAGAGGUCGAGGUAGGGUGACAGCCAUGCACAGAACCUACGUGAAGGCUCAAUUGUAACCAGCCCGCUCAGCGGCCAAGCAGCUUCGAAGCGACACGAUCAAAGCAACAUGCUUGCCGGUCUAAAUGUGCGAAAAUCGAGUCAGCAGCCAUUUCUUCAGGUCCAGCUCGACGUGGUAACGUGCGCCACAGCACGAAGCAAGAUGGUCACAAGGUCAAGAACGUCUUGCUCUAUCCAGAUCAUGACGGGACAGCAGAGCGUCAGACUUUGUUGACUCGACAGGAUUCAUUUAAGAUCUUCAAUGAUGUAACCAGUCGUCUAGCUAUUGCACGGCAUGCUUAUAAUCAAGCUUUCACAAG
Messenger RNA from Klebsormidium nitens, 2128 nucleotides. The record is from the annotation of a GenBank genome assembly. Lineage: Eukaryota; Viridiplantae; Streptophyta; Klebsormidiophyceae; Klebsormidiales; Klebsormidiaceae.